Tigriopus californicus is the source of this 3044-nucleotide messenger RNA. Its product is annotated as phenoloxidase-activating factor 2-like. Gene Ontology annotation, molecular function: serine-type endopeptidase activity. The transcript is spliced from 9 exons. The record is from RefSeq and is a predicted model, not a curated record. Lineage: Eukaryota; Metazoa; Arthropoda; Copepoda; Harpacticoida; Harpacticidae. Bases 823 to 2163 code for a protein of 446 amino acids. Gene Ontology annotation, biological process: proteolysis.
UUGCAUGUCGGGGAGCUUUGGAGAACAGAAGAUCUCCAGCCACCGGGACGGCCUCCAUCGCCAGCGUGAUAUUCAGCAGGAUACGGCAUACCGCAGGGUAAGAAUACCACGUGCGUGCCUAUUGCGACCCGUCCCUCCUCGGCGAAGAAGUCAGGAUAUGAAUGAGGCCUACAAGUGUAUGAGGGUAUCUAUCUAUCGUUCGUUCGUUCGUUCGUUCAAGUAGUGGUGGACCAACCAGUAGUUGGGAUUGAGCAACUAAGCCAUCGAGGGCGCCCAAACAUCGAGUAGUCGAAGAAAAGAUCAACAUCAUCGGGAAGACGAGGGUAAUCUCGCAUUACUUCAAGUUCGGGCGAGCCUAGAGAAUUGCCAAAACCACCAACCAGCAGAUCCUCUUGGCGUAAGAAAGGUACUUGAACGACGACAAGCUCGGCCGAGAGAGCGAGAAGAGCCACCACGAGGACGGGCAGAAUUCAAAGUCAAAUCUCCUCACGAAAACACAACACACACACACACAUGCAAAUCAAGUCUUGUGAGCUCCUUGGAUCGAGACACAUCCCAAUCAAACGUACUCGGUGAUGGAACAAUAUUGAACACGAGACCAACGACGAGUUCGCUCAACAAAUAGUGAUUUAUACGAGUCAGAGGUGAAAUUGGUGGUUAUUUUUCAACGCUGGAAGGGCUCCUGCAACUCUGGGAUUAUCGACCACAAAUUUCGAAGGUCAGGCCUAUUACUUCCCGAGGACAUGAUGAUCUUAAAACCAAGCUUUUGAUCUCAAUCUGACCAAUAAAAAUCAAUCCAGAUGUUUAGGUGGACGAAAGACGAUGGAUAGCACAGCUUUUGUGUCAUCAUCCCUUGUGACUUCCUCUCGAUCAUCAACGUCUUUAAUGUCAUGCUCAUCUUGGAACCACGUGUCUCGUCCUAAAGGCUGGUCAUUGACGUUAAUGUCUUUGGUUGGGAUCUCGGUGAUUGGUUUCCUCGUGAGUCUCACUUCAGCUCAAGACAUCCUCAGUGAAAACAACUUCAUCGCUGACCAUGACCAUGACUUUGGAUGUGGAUGCAUGGAAUACUGGAGUUGCAUAACACGGGGAGGCAAUCCUUAUAGUUAUUGUGGAAUUCACGCCCACGAGGUGUGCUGUUUCGUUCCUCGAAAUGCAGAACCCAUUGGCAUCCUUCCGACUCCGAGUCGAGCCCGUUGCGGAAAAAAGGGUUUUGAUGCGGGCCACGAAGGAGAGGCAGACAUGGCGGAAUGGCCGUGGCAUGCCGCUAUUUUGGAAAAGCCCCAAGACUUGUAUGUAUGUGGAUCUACUCUGUUGGACGAGUCUUGGAUCUUGACGGCCGCUCAUUGUGUGGAUGACUAUUUGCCAUUCGUGUCGACAAUCGAUCAAAUCCUGAAGGUUCGCUUGGGCGAAUAUGACGUGAGUACAACAGCCGAGCCUCUUCGGCACGAAGAAUUCAACAUCACCAAUAUUGUCAUCCAUCCGGGAUUUAAUAACUCCACUUUGGUGCACGACAUUGCUCUGCUCAAAUUGGAACGCCCAGCUAAAAGAAAGCAGAACAUUGACGUGGUCUGUAUGCCCAAGCCCGGCGAUUUUGACCAUCAUGAGAAAGGCGACGAGGCCUCUUCGGCCUCUUUCGCUCGAAAUCGAGCCUCGUCAUCGCGUCAACAUUCUCACCACAGUACCAAUGGAUCCAGUGGUGAACAUCAGUGCUAUGUCACCGGAUGGGGUCGAAGAUCAGAGACGUCAGAACAUUCCUUGGUCCUGAAAGAAAUCCACGUUCCACUCUGGGAUCAUGACAAUUGUAAUGGAGCUCUUCAAGCGCAAUUUGGACCUGCUUAUCACCUCCCAGAUACGGCCGUUUGUGCUGGAGCAGAAGGUCGCGAUGCCUGUGAUGGCGAUGGAGGUGGACCCUUGGUAUGCGAAAAGAAUGGUCAAUGGUACCAAGUGGGCAUUGUGUCCUUUGGCAUCGGAUGUGGUCGCCGGAACGUACCUGGCGUGUACACGCGCGUCUCAGCUUACGAAAAUUGGAUCGAGGAAACGAUCUUGAAAGAAAAGAAGCGAACUGCCACCUCCCGAAGACAAGGGCGACAAAGUCAAUUUGGAGGAGGCAACGGAGAACUCCGGCAUCUAAGAGCCCGUCGUUUGAGCCCGCUAGCUCGAUGAAUGGACAGCACACCACGAAAUAAGACUUAUGCCCAUCUCCGUCCACUUCCGCCUUCUUCCAUGUGUGUGGGGGGUUAAUCUUGGGAAAUGUGCGUGCACCUGCUGAAUUCUACCCUUCUCUCUCUCUGUCUCUCUUUCCCUCUCUCUCUCCCUUGGUGCUGGGUUGUUCCAAAAAUUGGGAUCGCUGGACUGAUUACUUAAACCGAAAUACGUGUCACGGGACGUGAUUUCCCGUCGAUGGAGCGUGUUCCAUGAGUGCAGACGUGCUACUACACACUUUAUUGUGUGAGGGAAGCGGACCAAUCAAGCAGGAGAGAGAGACCAAUACCAUAAUCAACAAUAAAGGCAUUUUAUGUACUGUACUUUCUAUUGGUCGCGACUGCCGGAUUAUUCUCUGUACUAUUCCAUAUGAUCUGAUCGAAUGUCCCGUACCUGUUGAAGAGAAUACCACAAAGCCAGUUUCUUGAGGAGGAAACUUUUGGAGUGAACGUGUUUUGAAUCCUGCGAACUGAGAAUUCCCUGAAUUGACUGAGGACCGAAAUCCUACAUCCUAUCUUUUCCACACAAUGAGGUGGGCUCGCUCCACAAUUGGAGACGAGUUACGGCGGCCAUCCAAUUCCAAAACAAGUCAAACCUUCGUUUGUUUGAGACUAACGAGUUCGCAGAAAUGACGCGCAAAUCGGGUCUCCGUGGCAAGCUACUAUUCAUUCAUACUUACACAUGAUGUAUACAUAGGUUAUUACUAUUACUACCACUAAUGAUUCUGCUAUUGUAAUGAGAGGCAAACCAGAACUACAAUGACCAUUGCUUUCUCCCUUCCUACAUUCCUACCACAGUACUUCGACAAUCAUUGUGAGCAAAUAAAGCCUUGCAUGAACUGA